Molecule: messenger RNA, 904 nt
Organism: Contarinia nasturtii (swede midge)
Lineage: Eukaryota; Metazoa; Arthropoda; Insecta; Diptera; Cecidomyiidae
Product: zinc finger protein 69-like
Exons: 1
Biological process (GO): regulation of transcription by RNA polymerase II
Molecular function (GO): RNA polymerase II cis-regulatory region sequence-specific DNA binding; DNA-binding transcription factor activity
Source: RefSeq, a predicted model, not a curated record
AAGCAAAAGCCAAGCAACUCAAAGUUCACAAUCAAAAUCGAAAACGACGUCAAAUUAGAGCCAAGUGACGACGCAUAUUUGGUUCAGUACUCGCCACCACAAUCGCCAAUCGAAGCAAGUGGCACGAUUAAAUCAGAGAGCGAGAGCGAUGAAGAACUGCAUUUGAAAAGCGACCCUGAUUAUGUGAAAACAGAGAUCAAGACCGAGGUAGACGAAUGUUCGAAGAAGAACUGUGAUGCACCAGAAAUUGAAAACUCAAAUGAUAAAGCAAGCGAUGACCACGAUGGUACGAAUGGAGCCAACUCAAGACCAAACCCAAGUGGCAAUAUAGAACAGCACGCACAUAAGACAAAAGCAACAAAGAAAAGAGGAACGAAGAAAAAUGACAAUGCAAAAAUUCAGAUUGAUCCAAUCGAAAAAAAGAUAAGAAGAAAUACAAAUGCAAUUUGUGCAGUUAUUCUGCAUCGUAUAAAUCUAUGCUCAUUAGGCAUAUACCUAAUACCCUUCGUAUGUGAAAUAUGUGCAAAGGCUUUUACACAAAAAAGUGGUUUGAAUCGACACAAGAAAGUCCAUGCCACCGAAUUUCCAUUCCAUUGUCCAAAGUGUCGUCGAGGAUUCAAACAAGAAGUCGAAAAGAUCGAACACGAAAAUCAAUGCCAAUAUCGACAAUACGAAUGCAUUGAAUGCAAAUACAUCACUGAUAAUUCGUUACAUUUCAAACAACACAUGCCAAUCCAUAGUGAUGUGAGGCCUUUCCAAUGCCGCAUUUGUUCAAAAACAUUUAUAUGAAAAAAUCAUCUUCGCCAACAUUCGCGCACUCACACCAUACAACUACCGUUUGCCUGCUCGAAAUGUGGACAACGAUUUGCUGACGGAAGCUGUAAAAAAACGCAUGAGGAUCGAU